Molecule: messenger RNA, 450 nt
Organism: Paramecium sonneborni
Lineage: Eukaryota; Ciliophora; Oligohymenophorea; Peniculida; Parameciidae
Source: the annotation of a GenBank genome assembly
AUGAGAAAUAAAUCAUGUCUUCCAGAAAUCUCGUUUAGAGAAUAUUGCUAAAAAUACUUUAAUGAUUCCUUUAUUACAAGUUAGAGAUUAACCAAAAAUAAAAUUAAAUUGGAUGAAAUUAAGAGUAACUAAAUAGGCAAAGAAAAAUAAUUAGAAUUUUAAAAUUUUAUUAAAACUGCAAUUGAUUAAACAAAAUAGGUAAGGCUUUAAGCAACACAAGAAGCUACAAAAACUUUUGGGGAUCCUAAAUAAUGGUUAAGAGCUUAAAAAGAAUAUUUCAAAUUACCAGAAUAAAAACACAAAACCUACAUUGAAUGCUAUGACAUCUAGUUACCUACUUAAAUAAAUUUUAACAAAUGGAAAUACAAAUAAAGACUCGAUUAAAUCAGAUAUCGAUCUUAUUCUUCUAGAAAAACAUCAAUUAGUCAAAAAAGAUAAUAUCAAUUUUGA